Malania oleifera is the source of this 5563-nucleotide messenger RNA. RefSeq names its product 28 kDa ribonucleoprotein, chloroplastic-like. NCBI's taxonomy places the organism in Eukaryota, Viridiplantae, Streptophyta, Magnoliopsida, Santalales, Ximeniaceae. The coding region runs from base 4322 to 5308 and encodes 328 amino acids. The transcript is spliced from 4 exons. The record is from RefSeq and is a predicted model, not a curated record. Gene Ontology annotation, molecular function: mRNA binding. Gene Ontology annotation, cellular component: cytosol.
AGCCUCCUCUCUUGAGCCCUGUCGAAUCUUUGCCUAGUUGCUUUGCUUUACAGCAGUCUCUAGUGUAAGAAUCAACCCAUCUAAAAGUGGGUAGAAUCUUUGCUAUAGGAGAUGCGCACAGCAUUGACAGCCUAGCUACCGACUUUAACUGUAAGAUUGAAGUGCUCUCAACCAACAAGUUAGGGUGCCAUUAGGAGUAUGCUUCAAAUCAAAAUCGGCUUGGGAUUCAAUGGCCAUGGUUUGAAAACAAGUUGACCUCUUCAAAGAGCUCUACCUAUAAAAAGGAGGGAGGCUCACACUAAUCAAAAGCAUGCUCUCUUAUAAUCUCCCAACUUUAUAUCUCCAUUCUCAGUCCCUUGUUUGGUUGCAGAUUGUUUAGAAAGAAACCAAAGUGACUUCCUAUGGAAGGGCUGCGGGCAACUGAAAAGUACUUUUUAGAAGAGUAUUUAUAUAAAAGUAAUUUAAAAUUACUUAUUAUAAGCACUUUUUUAAUUAAGUACUUCUUUCAAAAAAAAAAAUACCUUUUGAAAAAAAAAUAUUUCUUUGUUUUUUUGAAAAAAAAAAAACUGCUCAAAAAAGUGCUUUUCAAAAUAAGUACUUAAUUUAAGUAUUUUUUGUAAUAAAUAUUUAUUUUUUAAGACAUUAUAAAUGGGGAUUAUAUUAAAAUUAUGAAAAAUUCAAUCAAGCAUGACAACCUUGAAGAACAUAAAUUUCAGGGGAACCUUUUUAACGGUGAGAUAUUUUGGGCCAGUUGGAAAAAAUUGGAUUAUGCUCUCAAAAAACAAAAAUAAUCAUGGAACUGAUUACAACUUUUAUAUAUAUAUAUAUAUAUAUAUAUAUAUAUAUAUAUAUAUAUAAUAUCCUUAUAUUUUAAAAACAAGAUGAAACAUUUCUAAAAAAGUAAAUUUAACCAAAAUUAAAUAAAAUUUUGUUUAGAAAGUGUAUUUUAAAUAAGUUAAAAAUAUAAAGGAAUAGAUUGCAUUUGGUUAAAAAGGACAAACAAUAUAUACGCAUAUCAUAUACAGAAGUACGAUUAAUGUAAUCAUUUUACAGAUAAAAAAUAUUAUUGAAAAAGAAGAAAGCAUUUUUCAAAAAUAAGUUAAAUAAAAUUAUAAUCAUAAAGUUUAUUUUAAAUAGUUUAAGGCUAGAAUCUAGAAAUGUUUAUUUGAUUAAAAAAUAAAUAAAAUAUAAUGGUAUUAUAAAUUAUCGAUAAAAGGUAUAUGUCAACCUAAAAUAGGUAAAUAGAUGACGCAAUUCAACUUGCUGCUAUAUAAGGUUUUAGUCUAAAUAAAUAAAAUUUCGAAGGCUAUUUCAAAAUUAAUUUCAAAAAAAAAAAAAUAGAGAAUGAAAUCCAAUCUAGUGAAAGUUUGAGUUUUUUGUUUUGAUUUGAGCUCUAAUGCUAUGCCUAAAUUGAUAUUAUAAUAAUUUAUAAUUUAUUCAAUUUAAAAACAAUCUUACAAAAUUUAGAAGUACGUUGGGCAUGAUUUUCAACCCCCACUUAUCAUAGGUCCGCCAUUGGACACAUGUGACAUACUAGUAUCACAUUGUAUGAACGAGGAUCCUCACCACAAGGAAGUCUUAUAUGGUUGUGGUCUUGAGCUUAGUCCCUAGAGAUAUUGGCACUACUGAUGCCUCUUGGCACUUUGCAAUCCCCUAGAAAACCCAUCAAGGUUGUCCUUAUCGGUUUCAACCAAUUAGGAGUUAUUUCUAUUUGUUGAAAACCUAUUCCAGAAGAGUCUUUUUGUUGAGGUCUCAUUUUCAAUUAGGAAUUUUUUGACACCAUAGUUGAAAAUGAAGACUGUGAUUCCCAAGAUUUCAUCAUGUGGCUCCUUCUGAUUCCAAGGCUUGUUCAAGAAAGAAAUUAUCGAUCCAAGCAUUGGCUUUAUCUUGACCUUUUCUACACUUGCCAGAUUGAGUAGGUGUUGAAGGGGCUAGUUUUUUUCAUGUUAAGGUUGACUCUCAUCCUAUAGGUCCUCUAGAGAUCACAUGGAUGACUAUGAGAAUAUGGCUUUCCUCACUUGUAUUGUCUUAACUUGGCUUAUUGGUUUAUACAAACUGGGCCAAGAAGUCAUCUUGAACAAACGCCUUGAACAUCCUAGAGGUGUUAGCAGCCAUGAGAAUCGGUAGUAUCAAUCAAAGGUAUCUUCUUUGACCCUAGGUUUGGCUAAACCUUGUUGUCGGAUCCUGAGGUCAUUUUGAAUAUGCAUGAGGAUAUAAACUUGGGAGGUGUUGAAAAAGAACUAUUUGGCAUCUUUCUUCUUCUGUUUUUAGGCUACUUCUUGGUUGCCCAAUUCUCUCUCUCUCUCUCUCUCAUGAUUUAUUCUUUUCCGGAUUGCUUCAUUUCCUCAACGUUACAAUAGCCUUCAUCCUUCUUUAGCAACUCAAGUUGAGUUUUAAGUAACCUUUUUUAACAAUGUGAAACUAAACUAGGAAAAGGUCAAGUCAUACAUCAGCAUGGCAAUCAUGAGACCUUAUUCAAGGUUUAAGACUCUGAACGCUUCAAAGUUAAGCGCUUAAGAUAAUCCCUUAAGGAUUCUCUAUGCUUUUGUUGGAUUUCCAUGAAGCUCAAUGAGGUAUUCGUCAUGCAUUUACUACUUAUAAAGUGACCCAUGAACUAGGGAUUAGAGUCGUUGAAGGUGUGAAUAUACCCUGAUUUUAGGCCCAAGUACCUUGUCCUUGUGGAUUUCUCUCGGCUAGUGGUGAAAACUUGUACAUAUUGGCAUUAAAGGCCUCAUGGAAGACUACGAUGGCUUGAAAGAUCUACAUAUGAUCCACAAAAUCCAUGUUGUCAUUGUAAGAUUCUAUGAUUAGCUUCCAGAAUCGCAUAAGCAAUGAUUCCUCCUUUAUCACCUUUGUGAAGGGGUUUUUUCCGGUCCUUUUCUUUGAUUCCUUAUGGUUGUAUUGUACUUCAUAUCUAUCAAGGCUCUCUAGUUGCACUCACCCACCUCUAUUCUUCUUGGUGCUGGAUCAUGCUACUCAAUGAAAUUUCAAUUCAAUAGAUUACCAAGUACAACCAAGCCCCUCUAGGCUUUGGGGGCUUUAUCUCCUCAUCAAGGUAGAUAUUCUAGAAUUAUAAGCUAUUUUUACCCUAAGUCAAAGGGUUAUGCUCAAAUAGUAGCUUGAAAUUAUUAUUUCAAUACCUUCAUCUAACCUUGCAUGGUUUGAAUUUGUUGUUAAGAAAGGAGUACAUUUCUUAAAAGAGCCUCAGGCAUUGGUUCUCCUUGUUAAGAAGGGUUGUAAGGCAAACAAAAAAACAAAAAACAUGUUCUCAACCAUCCUCAAGAGCCCAAUCGACAUUGGCUUUAAGUGUGUGUUGCGUGUGGGUAAACACACUAUAGAGUAUUGGAAUCUAUUUUUUUCUUUCCUCUAUAAAUCAAAUUCUUAAAUUAGGACAUAACAAUUACAAACUAGAUUGUUCACAUUAGGAGUGGGCAUGGUUCAAUUAACUAAACAGAAAAUUUGGUUUAUUGGAAAAUGUGAAUUAAAGUCAAACCUUUUAAAAUGGUUAACUGAAAUUAGAUUAAUCUUCGAUUUUUAGACUAAUAUUCAAUGGUUAAAUGAAUUGAACUAUUAAGUAUAAUUUAAAAUUUUAAAAUGACUACAAAUAAUUUUUUUUUUUCUUUCAUAAUAAUCAACAUGUAAAUUUAAAAUAUUCGUCAUUAAAAUUUAAGCUUUAAUCUUAGUGCAAUACAAAUUUUUUAAAAAAUUUAAAUUAUUAUAAUGUUAUAUAUAACAUAAAAAUAUAUUAAUAUAUUUGUUCAAUUCGGUUAAUUGUGGUUAUUGAAUGAGCCAAAUCAAAAUUAAACAGACAACCGAAAAAAUUAAAAUUUUCAAACUGAAACCAAAUAAAAAAAAAUGGUUAGCCAAUUAUUUGAUUUGGUUUAAUUUGACUUGCAGUUUGAUUCGAUUUUUUAUUUUUUCUUACCCGCCCUAACAUUGCACAAAUAAAUUUUGCUAAAAGCACCAUAAUGAAUAGAGAAAUUAAAAUUUCUAAAUAAGUACGAAAUUUAGUUAAUACCAAGGGAUUAUUGAUAUAAUCUAAUUAAACACAAUUCCUCUCAAAGCAAAAUGUGAUCUAAACUUUCAAACUCCAAACACAAAUUAAAAAUGCAUAAUUCUAAUAUUCAGAUUUUUCACAAGAGAAAUUAUAAUUUAGAAUGAGUUUAAAAGUAUAAACCCAACUCUUGGUGCAAUUUAUCAUUUAAUAUCCACCAUUCUUUGCGUUUAGUCCCAAGAAACCCUUUUCCCUCCCUCUCUGCUUCCCCAUACUUUUCACACCCCUUAUCCUUUCUCGCCUCUCCUCCCUCCAUCCCUCCCUCCCAUGGCUUCAGCGGCUGCGCCUCUCACCAAGCCCUUAUCAAUGGCGGGCUGCAGCUUGAGCUCUUUCCCAACCCCCUCGAGUACCAGAGCCUUGACUCCAUUUCUCUCAAUCCCGACCAGACCCGUUAGGCUUUUCCACCCUUCAUGCUCAUCUUCCUCUUCAUUUCCCGCGUGGGUCUCUCUCAAAAUGAAGACUUCACCUUCUACUGUAGUAGCAUUCGUAGCGCAGACGUCAGACUGGGCUCAACAGGACGAAGAGGAGGAGCGCCGAAUCGAAGAAGGAGAAGCAGCGGAAGAUGGGUUAAAUUGGGAAUCUAAACAGCUGGACGAGGAUAUCGAGGCCCGUGGUUCUUCUGGUGAAUGGGAAGGCGAGGGAGAAGAGGGUUCUGCAGGGGGGAUUAUGGAGCAGGGUGGAGAAGACUCGUAUCCUGAGCCGCCCGAAGAGGCUAAGCUUUUCGUUGGCAAUCUUUCUUACGACAUUGACAGUGAGAAGUUGGCUCAGCUGUUUGGUGAGGCUGGAAUUGUUGAGAUUGCUGAGGUGAUAUACAAUAGGGUAACAGAUCAGAGUCGUGGUUUUGGGUUCGUGACAAUGAGUACUGUUGCAGAAGCUGAGAAGGCUGUGGAUAUGCUCCACCAUUAUGAUUUAAACGGAAGGCUCUUGACUGUAAACAAGGCUGCUCCAAGAGGGUCUCAACCAGAACGCCCUCCCCAAGUUUUUGAACCUUCUUUCAGAGUAUACGUUGGCAACCUGCCAUGGCAAGUAGAUGAUGCUCGUCUGGAGCAGGUCUUUAGUGAACACGGGAAGGUGGUCAAUGCCAGGGUAGUUUAUGAUAGAGAAAGUGGGCGGUCACGUGGGUUUGGAUUUGUAACAUUUUCUAGUGAGACGGAGCUGAACGAUGCCAUUGCUGCUCUUGAUGGACAGAGUUUGGAUGGCAGGGCAAUCAGAGUGAAUGUUGCUGAGGGGCGACAAAGGCGUGGCCCAUUUUAAUUUAAGAUGCCGGUCCUUCAAGAAGCUUGCGUAAGAACUAUGGUAUGUUCCAAGGAGAGAAGAUUUUAGUUAUUCUUUUUCACCCUUUUGAUUUGUUUUUUAUAUUAUAUUUUUUAAAGGAUGGUUGGAGGAAAAUUUUAUUAGGAAUCAGGAGUUCUCAAUUAUGUUAUUCUCUCUUUAACUCUAAUUGUUGUAAUUUUUACGUUUUAUUGUGAUUACACUUGAUCAAUUCAAUGCUAUUAUCCGUUUUUGUCA